UGCAAUUGUGGCAGUGGCUCAAACUGCACUUUCCUUUCAUCUCUUUUUGGACCGUCAAAAACUUGCAGUUGCAAAAACGGGUAUAAAGAAGUGUCCGGCAUUUGUACCGACCCAUGCACUAAGAAUCCUUGUCGUAACGGUGGGACGUGCAAGGACACCUAUACGUGCUCUUGCCCACCGAAAUACGCAGGUGCUAAAUGUGAAAAGAAAAAAGGAUGUGAGUGUGAAAAUGGUGAAUGUGUUAAGGAAUUUUCAGAAGAAGUCUGCCGUUGUCCAACGGAAGCUGUUAAAGUUAGUGACACAAGAUGCAGAAACUGCGACUGUGGUAAAGGUUUUGGUUGCAUAUUUUCUUGGUUCGGGUUAAAAAAGGAAUGCCUAUGUGGAACGACUCAUGGAGAUUUUGACGGGACUUGUGUAGAGCUUUGUAAGACGAGUCCUUGUAAAAAUGGAGGGACAUGUGUAGAUGAUCGUUAUUGUAAAUGCCCAUCCGGAUUCAGAGGUUUGAAGUGCGAGUGGGAAGAUUCUUGUUUAUCCAAUCCUUGCCAUAAUAAUGGGACAUGUAUAUAUUCGAAGAAUGACUUCUACUGCCAGUGCAAGUCUCCAUUUGAUGGAAAGACAUGUGAAAAAAUAAGUCCCUGUGAAUCUAACCCGUGUCAGCAUGGAGGAACUUGUACUAGCUCAGGGGACAAUUUCACUUGCAAGUGUGAGUUACCGUACUACGGGAAGACUUGCCAAGAAAGUAUUCAGGAUUUAAAUGUCUGUAGAAAUUCUGGUAUGAUGAUGCACGAAAUGAGGACAAGCCGUAGCCCCAACUCUGAUAUUUACGGAAAUAUUGUGGCUAAGUUAAUUGAUCAUGUCAUUAAGUGCAAUUGCUCGUAUCCAUACAGCGGGAGGUUUUGCGAAAAACCGCCAAGUAAAUGUGACUCCCCCGACCGUUGUCAGAAUAAUGGUCUAUGUGUCCACAGAGAGUCAAGUGUUGAUUGUAUAUGCCGAUCUCCGUAUGCAGGAAAUAAAUGUGAAAUAGAUAUGUGUAGUCCAAAUCCUUGCAAGAAUGGUGGCACGUGCAAUACACAUGGAUGGAAUUCAAUAUAUAUUCAGAAGAAUGCAUCAACGUACUGCGAGUGUAAAUCACCAUUCUUUGGAGAGUUCUGUGAGCUAGAUCCAUGCAGUUCAAAUCCUUGCAUGAACGGAGGUAAAUGCAACAUAGUUGGUAACAAUUCCACUUGUGACUGUAAGAAACCAUUUUUUGGAGAGCAUUGUGAGAAUGAUCCUUGCACAUCAAAUCCAUGCAUGAAUAAUGGAAAAUGCAAAGUUAUUGGAGAAAAUUCAACGUGCGAAUGUAAGAAACCAUUCUUUGGAGAUUUUUGUGAAAUAGAUCCUUGUACAUCAAAUCCAUGCAUGAAUGGUGGGCAAUGUAAAGUUGUUGCAGAAAAUGCAACAUGCGAUUGCCAAGGACCAUUCUUUGGAGAUCUUUGCGAACUGGAUCCUUGCACAUCAAAUCCUUGUAUGAAUGGAGGAAAAUGCAAAAUUGUUGGAGUAAAUUCGAUAUGUGAAUGCAAGAAACCAUUUUUCGGAAAGUUCUGCCAAAUAAGUCCUUGCACCUCAAAUCCUUGCAUGAAUGGCGGAAACUGUAAAGUUAUUGAUGAAACUGUAGCAUGCGAGUGUAAGAAACCAUUCUUUGGCCGACGUUGCGAAAUAAGUCCUUGCACAUCAAAUCCUUGUAUGAAUGACGGAAAUUGCAAAAUUCUUGGGAAAGGUUCAAUAUGCGAAUGCAUAAAGCCGUUUUCUGGAAAGCGUUGCGAGAUAGAAGAAUCAAAAGAACCAGGCAUUAUUCUUCCUGCUGUUCUUGGAAGUAUCGUAUGCACGAUGUUGAUUAUGCUGUGUUUAAUUGCUUGUGUAAUAAAUAGAAAGCUUUCUUCUAGAGCUGCAGAAGAAGCGAAAUCUUUAGCUCGCAGUUUAUCCGUAGGAGCUCCAGAUGAAUCCAUUUCGAACCACAGAAUGAUUCACAAGAAUAGUGUACAAAGAACGGAACUCUGAAGGUUAUAAAGAAACUUUGUUAUCAGGUUCAGUUACCAAAAAUCAAUUGAAAAAGGCGGCUCUUCAGUUGUUAAAGCAAAAGAGCACAUGAGGAACUCCCCCAUAUUUUUCCACCAACUAAAAAUUGCUUUUUGGCGGACAUACAGAAUUUGGAAUCAUAAAAUCCAUUUAAAAGUGUACAUUUUCCUGCAUUCCAUAUCAUUGCUUUUAAAAAGAUGUUAAAAAAAAAGGACAUUUAUAUUAAAGUAUAAAUUUUGCA
Messenger RNA from Stegodyphus dumicola, 2296 nucleotides. RefSeq lists its product as uncharacterized. The record is from RefSeq and is a predicted model, not a curated record. Gene Ontology annotation, molecular function: calcium ion binding. Gene Ontology annotation, cellular component: plasma membrane; protein-containing complex. Lineage: Eukaryota; Metazoa; Arthropoda; Arachnida; Araneae; Eresidae. Gene Ontology annotation, biological process: establishment or maintenance of epithelial cell apical/basal polarity; heterophilic cell-cell adhesion.